Messenger RNA from Gigantopelta aegis, 2559 nucleotides. RefSeq names its product C-type mannose receptor 2-like. The coding region runs from base 338 to 1867 and encodes 509 amino acids. NCBI's taxonomy places the organism in Eukaryota, Metazoa, Mollusca, Gastropoda, Neomphalida, Peltospiridae. The transcript has 8 exons. The record is from RefSeq and is a predicted model, not a curated record.
UUCAGUCAUAAAGAUUUCUAUCAACUUCAUCAGGUUUGAAAAGUAAUCCGUGUGGCUGAAGAGUUUAAAGUAUAUGAUGUAAUUUAUUUUUAGUUUCAACCACGUCAACAAUAAGACCAAAUAUGCUAUUGGAACUACAGGUAAAACCCGUCGAUGCUCGAGAAAGUGUUCGACCUAUCGGGUAGUUCGACCAAACCAUUAGGUCAGCAUCGUGUAAGUGUAACUCGGGAAUUCGUUUUUGGUUCGAGUGUUGCAGUGUAUUCGACACUUCCGUGUUCUGGCCAAUAAGACUAUUGUAUUUAAACAGAGUAACGGAACAGACAACUGCAAAACGAAAAUGGCAACGUCGCAAAAGGUUCUUGUUGAUGUAAUGUUGGUUUUCUUGAUGACCGCAUUGAUACACGUCACUGACUCUGUACGUACAUGUACAAAUCUGGACAAUUUUCCAUUUCUUCGAAGGAAUACACAGCUCAAUAACACAGGAAUAGAUGUGCUAGAAGGUCUUGGAUUCGUGGAAUGUGCGGCCCAAUGUAAGCUUCGUAAAAAGUGCAGAUCAUUCAGCUUUCAGCAUUCCAGUGGAUAUUGUAAACUUUAUGAAAAUACAAUCGGACAAGCCGGAAACUAUGUUGUCCUAAAGACUGGGACUGAUACCACCAAUAUAGACGACUGGCCUUCUAGAAUAGCUGGCCCUUGUGCAGAUCACUCUUGUUCCAUCAACGAUGUCUGUGAACCGACCAGUCGGAACUCAAAGAAAUGUGUCACGACAUAUUGUUCGUCUCCUCCACUUGUUACAAACGCUACCGCUAAGUUCACGACAAGCCACGAAACGACCAAAGUCGGAAGUCGUCUGUCGUACACGUGUGACGUCAACUUCCACCCAGUGGGUAACAGAACCUGUCUCCCAGACGGAACAUGGUCCAACUUCACAUGUGAACCGGAUCCUGUGUGUCCCGCGUUGUGCGACACAACUCGCAACAAGUGCUACACCGUCUAUUACGAAGAGACAAAGUCGUGGACUGAUGCCCUGGCAACGUGUUCCAACAAUGGAUCUCUGGUGGACAUAAAAACCGAACAGGACUUCAUUUUUAUAAACAAAACAGUGCGUGGCAGGAAGUUCUGGACCGGCCUCAGUGAUCUAGAUAACGAUGGUGUGUGGACUUGGACUGACGGGACUAACAUCACGUAUGACAACUGGUCCGUGGACUCGCCUGUCACUGGGAAGCGCUGUGUGACGUUGGAUGCAACUGGUCGGUAUGAGACAAUCAACUGUGACGAGAAACUCACGUAUAUAUGCCGAGUUUACCCUGAUUGCCCCGCCCCGCCGCCUGUGGCCAACGCUGUCCCCGCAUACACCGUUCAGCCCAACAUUACCGUAGGCGUCGUUCUGCCAUACACGUGUAACAUCUCCUACAAGCCCGACGGCGAGAUGCGGUGUCUGGCAGGAGGGUACUGGUCCAACUUCACAUGUUCAGGUGAAUGCCCUGUCGAAGAUGGGUACGUGCUGCUUGACAAUCCGAAAUUGUGCUUUAAGGCUUUUGCGGACUUUAAAUUUAUGGAAGAUGCACGUAAGAUUUGCCAAGCAUCGGGAGCCAUGUUGAUCGUUUUAGACACGAAUGAGAAAAAUACGGCUGUCAGUGACUAUAUCGUGAAAACACUAGGUUCAAGCAGCUAUUUAAUUGGUUUGACGGACAAACAGACCGAGGGCAUGUAUAUCUGGGAGAACGGAAACCUGGUUACUUUCUCAAAGUGGGCUCCUGAGGAGCCUAGAAAUAAAGCAUACGUAGAUUGCGUUGUGCUAACAUCCAAGUAUUGGUAUAAUGUUAAUUGCUUUGAUAGAAUCAGAUUCGUUUGUGAGAAACAAAUCUGAACAUUGCAGCCACACGUUCGACUAACCUCCGUCUUAAGGAUUUGUUCACAAUUACCAGAAAGUUUGCUUUGUUUAACGACACCGCUAGAGCUCAUUGAUUGAUUAAUCAUCGGCUAUUGGAUGUCAGACAUUUGGUCAUUCUUACACGUAGUCAUCAGAGGAAACCCUAUACGUGUUUUUUUAUUCUAAUGGAGUGAACGAUCUUUUAUGCGCACUUUCUUACAGACAGAGAAGCACAUACCACAGCCUUUGACCAGUUGUGGUGAACGGGGUGGAACGAGAAAAAACCAAUCAACUGAAUGGAUCCACCGAGGUGAUACGAUCCUGCGACACAAACACCUGAAGCGAGCGCUCAACCCACUGAACUACUGUUCAACAUGGAACAGCCGAUGAUUAAUAAAGCAAUGUGCUCUUGAAGUAUCGUUAAACAAAACAAAGUUUAACCUUUCUUAGAGUUUUCUUGUUCUGCUGUUAUUUAUUUAUUUAUUUAUUUAUUUGUUAUAUAUUUAUUUAGUUACUUAGUUAUUUACUUGUUUACUGGUGUAUUUGUUUGUUUAAUUAUUUUUUGUAUUAUAAUUGUAUUAUGUUCUCUUCUUCUCAUAUUCUGCAGCCAGGGCACCACGACUGGUAUAUCAAAGGCCGUGGUAUGUGUUACCCUGUCUAUGGGAUGGUACAUAUAAAAGAUCCCUUGU